UCUUCUUAAGACCCCCAAUUUCAGCUUCAUUUACAAGACUUUUAAUUUCUUCUCUCUGUCAGCUUCUUCAUACCUGGCUGCUACCAUCACUCUCCUUCUAGCCUAGCUACCUGGUGCUUCAGAUCCAUCGCAGCCAUGGGUGAGACAAAGGUCACAAUAAUGGUGAUAAAGGUGGAUCUUCAAUGCGAAAAGUGCUACAAGAAGAUCAAGAGAGUGCUCUGCAAAAUCCCUCAAAUUCGAGACCAGAUAUACGAUGAGAAGAAUAACACAGUGACAAUCAAGGUGGUAUGUUGUAGCCCUGAGAAGAUCAAAAAGAAGAUUUGCUGCAAAGGAGGUGACUCUGUCAAAUGCAUUGAGAUUGUUCCCGAGAAGAAACCUGAAAAGCCCAAACCAGCACCACCACCACCAGAGAAGCCCAAACCAGCACCACCACCACCAGAGAAGCCCAAACCAACACCGCCACCACCAGAGAAGCCCAAACCAGCACCCCCACCACCAGAGAAGCCCAAACCAGCACCACCACCACCAGAGAAGCCCAAACCAGCACCACCACCACCAGAGAAGCCGCCUCAGCCGGUACCACAGCCAUGUCCGGUUUACCCACCGGCUUUCCCAAUUGGGGUGUGUUGUGUGGAGUGUUAUGGAGGAAGAGGCGGUGGGCCGUGCUACCAGGGAUAUGGAUAUCCGCCGCGGGUUUAUGAUGGGUAUUGUGGAACACCAGUUUAUGACAGCUGGGGCGGAGGUGGCUAUCCCGUCAGCAGAUGUGGAGAAAGUUCGUCCAUCUGCUCAAUCAUGUGAACACAACACCACACCCCGUCAGCCAGUCUUUGUGUUUUGGGUUAUUUUUCAAUAAAUAUGAAUGGGGCGCUUAGGAUAUUGUUAAGACUUAAGACGGGAUUGAUAAUACGAAAGAAUAAUAAAGAUUUUGUAUGAUAUUAUUAUGACCAAAA
Molecule: messenger RNA, 950 nt
Organism: Tripterygium wilfordii
Lineage: Eukaryota; Viridiplantae; Streptophyta; Magnoliopsida; Celastrales; Celastraceae
Product: sulfated surface glycoprotein 185-like
Exons: 3
Coding region: 136-798 (220 amino acids)
Biological process (GO): regulation of defense response to fungus
Molecular function (GO): metal ion binding
Source: RefSeq, a predicted model, not a curated record